Microsporum canis CBS 113480 is the source of this 1032-nucleotide messenger RNA. Its product is annotated as metallo-beta-lactamase superfamily protein. The record is from RefSeq and is a predicted model, not a curated record. Gene Ontology annotation, biological process: secondary metabolite biosynthetic process. The transcript has a single exon. The coding region runs from base 1 to 1032 and encodes 343 amino acids. Lineage: Eukaryota; Fungi; Ascomycota; Eurotiomycetes; Onygenales; Arthrodermataceae.
AUGGGCGGUCGAAUGCCGUUCAACCAGUCUUUCUGGGAGGAGUUCCUCAUGGGCCGUGAAGGCCGCCUGCCUACUCUCCCAGAAAUAUCUCAUGUUAGCAAACGCGUUGUCCGUAUCCUAGGCGGAAACCCGGGUAGCAUGCAUCUCCAGGGAACAAAUACCUAUCUCGUUGGAACAGGCAGGUCCCGUAUACUCAUCGACACAGCACAGGUAAAGCAAGCCUCUUUUCUACGGCUCCAGAGAGCUCCAAGUCAGCUAAUCCAUAGCAAAAAGGGCCUCCCUGUCUGGAUCAGUCGCAUUUCCUCAUUCCUUCGUACUCAUAACCUUGAACUCUCCUACGUUCUACUUACCCAUUGGCACGGUGAUCACACUGGCGGCGUCCCAGACUUACUCGCACACAGCCCCUCCCUCGCAGAUAAAAUAUACAAGAACUGCCCGGACGCAGGCCAAAAUCCUAUCACAGAUGGGCAAAUUUUCUCCGUGAAUGGCGCGACUGUGCGCGCCGUCUUCACGCCUGGACAUUCAGUAGAUCAUAUGUGCUUCCAACUCGAGGAAGAGAACGCCCUUUUCACGGGGGAUAACGUUCUAGGCCAUGGGUUCAGCGUUGCCCAGGACUUGGGGCGUUACAUGCAUAGCCUGGGGGAUAUGGCGUCGUUGGGCUGCGGUAUUGGGUAUCCAGCACAUGGUGCGGUGAUUGGAAACCUACCCGAGAAGCUGGAGGAGUAUAUGAAGCAUAGGGAAGGGCGAGAGAGAAUGAUGUUGUCUACGCUGACGAGAGAACAGGCUCAAGGUGAAGGAGGACGAGUGGGAGAGACCAAGGGUGGAUUGACGCUGAAUGAAAUUGUGAUUGCUAUGUAUGGAAGAGUGCCGCAGGAGGUGGUUGAGAAGGCUUUGGCGCCAUCAUUGCUACAGGUAUUGUGGAAAUUGGCCGAAGAUCGAAGAGUGGGAUUUAAGCCGGGGGAUCCGCUCAAGAGAAGAUGGUUUGCGUUAGAUCAGAGGAAGAGAAAUAGGGUGCGUGGGUAUCCUAGUUAA